UUCCCAACCACGAUUUUUUUUCUACGCAUUUCUCCUCGAAAUAAUAAAAUUGCAUUGAUACUAGUACUAGGUAUGAAAGUAAAUAUAAAUGAAAGUCAAGACAGAGAGAUCGGGUUUGAAACCGAGCAGGGGAUCCCAAUAGAGCCACAGAUCACCACGAAAAACACUGAUUCCCAACCGCAACCACUAGGGAAGACCAUACCCUCCACGAUACGGUGGCUCACCAAGCAACGCAAACACACAGGGGAGGUCGGAGGGGGAGAGCAGGGAAUGGCUUCACCAAAGGAUGAGACCACCAACCUGGGAGAAGCAUCACCAUCCUGAUCUAUAUGAUGCGUCCAGGUUGCAAUCUCCGGAUCCUACAAUGAGCAAGCCCAUAACAAAGAAUCCAAGACCCGAAAGAAGAGUUGUAGCAAAACAGAAGGCCACAACGACAUGGAUAAAUCACAAAUGGAAAUCCGAUUGAAAAUGCACAAAAUAAAGGCUAAAGAAACAAAGCGGAAGGAUGAGAGAAGGCAGAGCACAAUUUAAACCAAAAAGUUGAGUGUUGUUUUGUUGUUGUAGGUUCUUUCUACAUUUGAUUACACCCUUUUGUGACGUAUUAUUAUUUGUUUUUUUUUAAUUGUUUUGUUCAUGCAGGCUAUGAACGCAAACAAGAGCAGCAUGCUAAUACUUCAGGAGACGUUCAUAGAUAUAGUCGGGUCGCUUAUGCGGUGAACGUGACCGUUGACAUUCCAGCAAUGCAUGCCGAGAGAUCUGUUGAAGUUGGUGAACUUCGUCAACUUGAACAAAGAAGAAGAUGUUGUCCAAACAAUGUCGCUUCAUUUCAGUUUAAUGUUUGUAAUUAGUGCUGUUAGAUUAUGUACAGACCACUUGUUGUUGGACACAUGUUACUUAUCGUUGGGUACAGUAUACUCUAGACAAUAUAUAUACAGAGGGGUUUCCAGCUUACAGGCUGAGGUCAUUCUGCCAAUUCCUCUACACUCUCCUAUCUUAUCUUCUUCCUUCCUAAACCUAAAAGUUUACAUGGUAUCAAAGCAACAAAAGCUCUAAACAGCUAUGGUGGAAAUCCCUUCUACUCUUUCCGGAGGGAACACAUGUGGGAUCUUAUUUGGAAGCUAUGGAGAUCAAAGUAACACCAUUGGUCAAUACACCAACACCAACAAUGCUCGAGGUCCAUCAGAUCCAGAGUUUGGUAAUCCUUUCUACAUCAACGCAAAUGAAAACCUUGCUCAACCUACCAUUCCUAUAGUUUUGGAUGGUCCAAAUUACCAGAUGUGUUCUAGAGUUGUAAGGGUUGUUCUUAAGACGAAGUAUAAGUUGGGUUUCAUAGAUGAAUCUAUCCCAAUUCUAGAUCGUAAUGAUGACAUGUCUAAUAUCUGGGAUGCUUGAAAUACCAUAAUGCUCUGUUGGAUAACAAAUUCUCUUGAUAAGACUAGAAGUGUACAAACCCAUGAAAUGGAACAAGUUAUGUGGAAUGAGCUCAAGAAUCGCUUUGGACAAGCUAAUGCUCUCAAGCUAGAUAAUCUGCAGGAUGAGAUAUAUUCUUGCAAAAAAGGAACCAAGACAAGUACUCAGUACUACACUCGGUUAAAGGGACUAUGGGAGGAAUAAGUCAGUUUAAUCUAGUGAUGGCAAAUGGGUGGGGUGGGGUGGGGUGGGUAUCUCAAUAUCAGUACCCGCCGCACCAAGAGCAGGUCAGGUCGAGUCAACCCACUCUUACAUGUUAUUUAAAAAAAUAGGGUUAAUACCUUAGUUUGUCUUGACCUAUACGCAAACUUUCUUUUGACCCGUGGUAUCCGAAAUUGCUCUCUUGGCCCGAACUAUGUAUCAUACUUUCUAACUUCGCUCGGAGCAGGUUCGACCGUCAAAUUGGACGGUCAACUCCAUUGAUCAUUAGUCAAUGGCUAGCUCACUUGCCACAUUAGUGAACACGGUAUUAAAAAAAUUAAUUUUGAAUUUUUGUAUUUAUUUUCAUUUCUAAUAAUAAACUUAAUAAAUAAUUUUUUGAAAUUCUGUACUCCAAUUGAAUUUUUUCUGAUUAUUAAGUUAAUUAUUAGAAAGGAAAAUGAAUACAGAAUUUCAAAAAAUAAAUAUUUUUAUUCCGUGUUCGCAGACGUGGCAAGUGAGGUGGCCAUUGACUAACGGACAAUGGAGUUGACAUUCCAAUUUGACGGUCAAACUCGGCUCUGGGCCAAGUAAGGAAGUAUGGUACAUAGUUUAGGCCAAGAGAGCAAUUUUAAAUACCACGGGCCAAAAUAGAAAGUUUGUGUAUACUUCGGGCCAUAAUAAGGUGUUAACCCGAAAAAAUAUACACAAAAUUUUACUUUUUAUGAUAAAACGAAGGAAAACACUUUGUAAAUAAAAAAUAGUGAUAAUAUAUUGGGUAAUUGAGUUUAACUAGUUGAAGAAAAAACAAAAUAGGAUAAAUAUGAAUAAAUAUUAUAAGAAAUAGAGAUAGAAUGGGACAGGACAGGACAGGGCACGGCGGGUCGGGUCGGAAGUAGAUACUCUUGCCCCGCUCCAUGUUAUUGUGGAUCGGUUAAUACCCGUCUCAUCCCAAGUCAAGUUGGGUAAUACUUACCGGGGCGGGUUCAAAUUGCCAUCCCUAGUUUAAUCUUAUUAUACCCUCCAAUGUUGUGGAGGCAUUUAGAAUCAAGCAAGACGCAGAUUAUCUAAUCAGGUUCUUGAGGGGCCUUAACCCUAAAUAUGACCACAGAAGUUCCCAACUCUUCCUGAUGAAACGAUUUCCCACUAUUAUUAUUGCUUGUGAUAAUUUGUUGCAACAUGGACAAAAGUUGAAGGGUGGAGGGAACCUAGGAACUCAGGAGGGAAGUCAAUAUGUCGCCUUGACAAUAAGCAAUGGGAACAAUAACAAUUAUAAACCAAUAAGACAAAAGGAGAAGGAAGUGGGUUGUUCUGCAAUUACUGCAAGAAGACCAACCACUUUAUAAAGGAUUGUUGUAAAC
Messenger RNA from Linum trigynum, 2969 nucleotides. Lineage: Eukaryota; Viridiplantae; Streptophyta; Magnoliopsida; Malpighiales; Linaceae. The record is from the annotation of a GenBank genome assembly.